AUGUCCACCUCCCUAUUCCUCCUCUCCAUGACAAAACCGCAACGAGGAGGGCAUUCCCAUGCCCAACCUCCUGCUGCCCGCUCCCACCAGUCCACCGGGUGGUUGAGUGGUUACUCCCAUCCAACCAGAAGUUCCCUAUCAGGAACUGUAGCCUAUCCCACCUCCUCAGGAGAAGGAUACGGUCCAGGCAGCUCCAGGAUGCCUGGCCACGCACCCGUGGGUCCCACUUCCCACGGUCACCCACUACCGUGCACUGGUCCACCAGCCCACUUUCCCCAACAACUCCCGCUACCGGUACGCUCCCAUGAGCGCCAAGUCACCGAUAGCCACCAACUGGGUGACUCCCUUUGGGAGUCCCAGUAUCCCUCACUACCGGUACGCUCCAUUGAGCGCCAAGUCACUGUUAGCCAAACACUCCCAGCACACCCGCUACCGGCACGCUCCCAGGAGCGCCAAGUCCCCGUUAGCAGACAGCCAGGUGGCUCCCUCAAGGAGCCCACAUCAUACUCGCUACCGGUAUGCUCCCAGGAGCGCCAAGUUACCGUUGGCCGACACACAGGUUGUACUUCCGUACACUCAUCCUAUUCCGCUCUCCCUCCGAUGGCUACGCAGCCACCUCCAUUAGUGAGCCGAACGGCUCAGGUUGGGUUCCCCGGAACCCAUUCCUGUAACAUUGGCACUCUUCCCACUGGUCCCAAUUCAGCUGGAACCAUAGCCUCAGAUAACAGAUUGUUUGUUGUGCAAGUCCCACGAAAUCCCAACAGCCCUUGGUACAACAACAUGAUGCUCAUAUCUGUUUCAGAGGUUCCAUCCAUUCAGCCUCUUUCCUCUCCUCCUUUCUCUCCUCCUCCCCAAUCCAAAAAUAACAAAAAUAUGGGUUUGACUGUUCCACACCGUCGGAUGCUUGGUUUCUCUCCAGGAGCACGUUAUGUAGGUGCUUUUGAUGGGACCCAGGCCAUUACUUGGUCAAUGGAAUCGUGCCAGUGCACUGCGGGUUAUCAGGUGACAAACUUCGAACAUUGGAUGAUUAAUCCUAAUGUCCCUCCGAUACACCCAUAUCUCAUCCCUGAACCUAUAUUCACUCGAGCCACUCUUCUGGCAGAAGGCAACACAGCUUGUGUGCAUCAUUCCAACGCAAAUGUGGGGCAUGACUCUGAUGAGUCUUGGAUCAAGCACCCAUUUUACGACCUCUCCCUCUUGCCGAACUUCUCAAUGCCUUUCAAUUUGCGUGCUGCAACGAGAACCCCACAAAUCCAUUUUGGAUCUUUGUGGUUCAAUGGCAGAGAUGAACUCAUGCUCCCAUCGGAAUAUAAACUGAUCCAUUCCCAGCAAGCCUGGUAUGGUCAUCGAGUGCCAUAUGAUCCUCUGAGCCUUUACCACCCUCAGUCCAGCAGGGAUGGAACUUGGUUUCUGGUCCAGGGAGAGUUACAGGCCCCAAUUGUCAUGGACAUUAGCCAAGUUGUUUAG
Cantharellus anzutake is the source of this 1467-nucleotide messenger RNA. RefSeq lists its product as uncharacterized. The transcript has a single exon. The record is from RefSeq and is a predicted model, not a curated record. Lineage: Eukaryota; Fungi; Basidiomycota; Agaricomycetes; Cantharellales; Hydnaceae. The coding region runs from base 1 to 1467 and encodes 488 amino acids.